Molecule: messenger RNA, 2991 nt
Organism: Fusarium mangiferae
Lineage: Eukaryota; Fungi; Ascomycota; Sordariomycetes; Hypocreales; Nectriaceae
Exons: 6
Coding region: 1-2991 (996 amino acids)
Biological process (GO): proteolysis
Molecular function (GO): serine-type endopeptidase activity
Source: RefSeq, a predicted model, not a curated record
AUGAAUCACAGCGAUGAAGCCACCAAUGGGUUCUCUCAAGCGCAUGAGGAAGAUGACGACGAGGUUUACCUCGACGAGGAUGAGUUCCCAGCUGCGUCUGUAACACUACUAGACGAAGAUCCCGUCAAAGCCAAAUUUGAGCGUCAUGUCGAAGAGGCACGAAUACUAUCUAAUAACCUACAAUCAUAUGAAUCAAGCGACAAAGCAAGCCAACAGCUCAAAUUCGUCAACGACAGGUUUAGUGAAUGGCACAACACAACCGAGGAAGGGAAGAACUUUCUUCACUUUCUCGCAGACUACGACCACAGAAUUCACAAACCGCCCGUCAACCUCCAAUGGCUGAUGUGGCGAGCCAUUCGCAAACUCCCAGCGCACUUACUCUGGUCGCCGGAUAACAACAAGCGCAUUCCUCUGACCAGCGCGCUGCUGGCUAAUAACUCGCUGUUUGGUUGGUCGGUAUGCUUGAAGAUUAAGGAUACUACGUGCCAAGAGUAUAAUGCUCUGUUGCAGAAAAGAUAUGAGAACAGGGACGAGAACAGUGAGACUACUUGCUUACAUGCCGCUGCGACUUGUAUCUUUGACAAUGGAGUCAAGAGAACAGAGUUCUUUACCAAGAUAUGCGGCUUUGUUCCUAGAGACAUGUUCUUUGUACGGGACACUAAGCGCCGCACCGCUCUUCACCGUGCAGUUGAGUAUGAGUGCUGUUGCAACAGUCAAGUCGAAGUGGUCAAGGAGAUCCUACGCUCAUGUCCUGACGUCUUGGAAGAAUCUAUUCAAGAUCCAGAUGACUUCAAUCGCACUCUAUCAGUCUACCAAUACCAUCACCAUACCCGGAAGAAGUUCCUGGAGAGUCGACGAAGACGUGCUCAGGAUCUAGCCGUCCAAGAGCCCACAGCAGCAGCCCCAAAGAGAGUAGGGUACAAACUUGAAAGAGGCGUAGAUCCCAAGAAGGAUGCAAAGAGAGUCUUAACGAGGACAGAAAAGUCGGGCUCGGAAAAGACAAGCAUGGGUCCUCCGCCAGGCGUGAAGCGAAGAGGUUCGAUUGCCGCAACUCCACAAGGCGCUACAACUCCAGUGCAAUCUCCGUCCCUGACGCCGAUAACUCGAGUCAAAACAGGAACAGUAACUCGGCCAGAGGUAGUACAAAAGCCUGGGUCGAAGGAGAAGGAGAUGGAAGAUGCAGCGAGGACAAUCAGCAAUCUACUAAAACUCGAGACUCUGCGGAACCUAAGUCCAGAGAAAGCAGCGGAUAGCUUACGAUUACCAGAUGAUCCAGAUAAAGAGUUUUGGUUUGACUUUGGACCACCCAACACAGUUAGCCAAGAUGACUUUAAGAAGUAUUUCGGGCAUUUGCAGUUUGACACAGCACUACAGUACGUUGGAUUUCCGAGAGUUCGACUCAAGGGAGGUAGAGAACAGCCUGAUGUGAGACAUCAAGGGAGAAAGGAUAUGGCAUUCUUUUUUGACUGGCUAAGAGGAAAGUCUGUCACGCGAAUCAUCAAGGUUGUUGUAGAAGAUAUGGAAAAGCCUUCCCAUAGUGACGAAGCUAUCGAAGAGUGUUUGAAGGAUCUUGGUGUUGAAAUUCUUGACUGGAGACGUCUUGAUCUCGAUGCACUCACCCUUCGCAAGAUCGGAACUCAUCUACGCGAAGUUCAUCUCCAAUGGAGUGGCAGCAACUCGACUCUCAGAGCGUGGUCCGAGAAGGAAGGUCUAGCAUCUAUACCUACGCUGGAAGUCAUUCACUUGUUCCAGCAUGAAGGCCUCGAGUCUCGCGAACGAACCAUUGAGAACCUCAACGCUUUUGAGAAACGAUUACAUGACUCCUGGCCCGAAGGAAGAUCCAAACCCCAGGUAAUACCCCCCAAAACAGGCGGUGGCGUGCGCAUGGCACAAGUCCAAGUCCCCGACGCAAGACCUCAGCCACUGCAACGUUCAAUCGAUCCCCACAAGUGGAUGGAAUGCAUGACGAGCUUCUCAAAACGCUUCAAACAAAUCAAGGCUCUGAGGGGCAAUAAUCCCUCUCUGCCACCGGUCGAAGUGGCGCUGAUCGAUGAUGGCGUUGAUAUCAUGCACCCUGAUCUUAACGACACCAGAGAUCGCACUUUUCUAGGCCAGAGCUUUGAUCACCAAACAGGAGGCUCGACACCACGUGUACCGCCAUACUGGAGUUCACCCUCCGGCCAUGGGACAUUAAUGGCCAGGCUUAUUCAUAAGAUCUGCCCUAGUGCUAUUAUCCAUGUUAUAAAGCUACAGACUUUCUGGUCAGGAAAUUCCAAGAAGCUUCAGAUCAAGCCCGACAGUGCCGUAAAGAGAUCCCAGAUCAUCUGCAUGUCAUGGACCAUCAAACCCCCUGAAGAACCACUAAGAAGCCAGUUCGACACCGCAAUCUUCAACGCCAUCGGCAAACACGGCUGUCUCAUAUUCUGCGCAGCCAGCGACCAAGGACAGUCCGCAGACGUCAGCUAUCCCCACGCAAGCAGUCAUCACUGCUUCAGAAUCGGCGCCGCGAAAGCAACCGGCAAUAUAGUCGACACAGUCGGCGACUCCCAAACCGUAGAUUUCAUCUUCCCCGGCCACGAAGUUGUAAUCGACAGCAACGAAACCAAAACUCAGCUAGAAAAGUUCGACGCUCACUCUGGUAGUUCCGUCGCCAACGGUCUAGCAGCGGGCCUAGCAGCGCUUGUGAUCGAGUGCGUGAGAUUAGGAGCCCUGUACACCAGAGAGUAUAGAAAGUUGGAGCCAAAGGUUGCUAUUAACUACAGCCAUAUCUCCAUUGACGAAGAGGAUUUGAAGAAGAUACGGAGUCGUACACAGAUGGCUUAUGCGCUGAAUUGGAUUGGGACUAAUCAGAACACGAAUAAUAAGUAUAUAGAGGUUUGGCAUACGUUUAGUGGUGUUGCGGAGAAGUUGUCGAGGAGUGAGGGCGUUUCGCUUGAACAGUUGGAACAUAUAGCAACGCUUGCUGGGUUCUUCCUGAAGAAGGGAAUGUAG